Molecule: messenger RNA, 2039 nt
Organism: Nicrophorus vespilloides
Lineage: Eukaryota; Metazoa; Arthropoda; Insecta; Coleoptera; Silphidae
Product: cyclin-A2-like
Exons: 5
Coding region: 167-1375 (402 amino acids)
Biological process (GO): regulation of cyclin-dependent protein serine/threonine kinase activity; mitotic cell cycle phase transition
Cellular component (GO): cyclin A2-CDK2 complex; cytoplasm; nucleus
Molecular function (GO): cyclin-dependent protein serine/threonine kinase regulator activity
Source: RefSeq, a predicted model, not a curated record
ACGUUUUUCGGUCGCACGCUUUCAAUCGGUCGUAGCACCGUGACGAUAAUUAUUUUUUUUUUCUUGUAUAUAUAAUAUAUUUUAUUAUUGUCGAUUUUUGUCGUCGUCUUCGGUUGUGAUCAAAUCUCUAUCCGUUCUCUUCGCGUGUUGUAUAACAAUUGUAACGAUGGCAACAUUCGGUAUCCGACCGGAUAGCGUCGAGAAGAAGGUGCGAAAGGUGAUCGCGAUGGCGGAGGCCAGUGCGAGGAUCCAUCCGGACAAGAAGCCGAUGAAGAGGACGAACAGGGUCGCCCUCAAACAGUUCAACGAAAACGAUGCGAAAAGAGUGAAACUCUCGAACGUCGUCCACACGAAACAGAAUUUGUGUAUAAAUAAGCCAUGUAAGACGAUUGUAAGAUGCGAAACCGAUUACGUCGAGGAGAAGGAGGACGAAGAGGAGGAUCAACGAAACGAGGAGGCGGUCGCGCUCUUCGAAAGUCUCGAGUCCGAUUUGAAGAAGCUGAGGUCGGAGUGCGAAAGGGAGGCGAAGGAGACGGAGAUCGCUCUCUGCAGGAAGGGAAACUUCGUGCCAGACAUCGAAUACCAUUUCGAGUAUCUGAACGAUAUCUGGCUUUACCUGAUCAACAUGGAGAACACUGUGAAAUGGCCGAAACCGAAUUACAUGGUCAAACAGCAGCAUCUCAACAGCACCAUGAGGAGCGUCCUCGUGGAUUGGCUCGUCGCCGUCAGCGAAGAGUACAAGAUGAGCGAUCAAACGCUUCAUCUCACCAUCAACUACAUCGACAGAUUUCUCAGUCACAUGCUAGUGGUGAAGGAUAAAUUCCAAUUGCUCGGUUCUGCGGCGAUGAUGCUGGCCGGUAAAAUAGAGGACGUGUAUCCGCCGGACGCGAAGGAAUGGGCCUACCUCUCCGGAAACUCCUACUCUAGUCAGCAGGUCCUGAAAAUGGAGCAGCUCAUCCUGAAGGUCCUCAACUUCGACCUGCAGCCUCCCACCGCUUUAGCGUUCAUCCAGCAUCUCUGCGUCACCCAUAAGCUGGACAAGGAGACGAUGUAUUUGGCGAUGUAUUUCAGUGAGCUGGUGCUUUUGGAAGGAGAAGACUAUUUGCAGUAUCUUCCAUCGAAGUUGGCGUCGGCGUCGAUAGCUCUGGCCCGAUUCACUCUGUCGAAGAGGAAUCCGUGGCCGAGGAAGCUGGAAGCGUCCAGCGGUUACACGCUGAAGCAGCUGAGUCCGGUCGUCCACAAGCAGAAUCGCACCUUCAAUCAAUCGCCGAUAAAACCCCAGCAGGCCAUCCAGACGAAGUACCAGACGGACGUCUACCAUCGGGUCGCCCUUCUCAAACCGAAGAUCCUCAAUCUCGACGAAACCGAGGAUUAAAAAAAACCACCUGGAGGCAACGAGAGAGAUGAAGAAGAAAACAAAAAAAAAACGAACUUUUACAUUGUGAUUAUUAUUUAUAGUAACUUAUUUAUUUAAAACCCCCCUUCCCCCAUGAAAAGAAAAGGAAAAGAAAGAUGGAGAAGAAGGGAAAGCUAUCGUCUUUUGUGAAAGAAUCAAUCAUUUUCUUUCGAACUUGUAAUAUUUCCUUUUCCUCUUCUCGUUAUUAUUUUCUUUCUUUUCUUUUUCUUCGCAUACCAUUACGUGUACAAUACUUGUAUAUUCUUAUGUUAUACCCAAACCCCUUACACGCAAACCGCAUACCGUUUCCGUUUAUUAAUCUCACUCACUAUAUAUUUAUUAUUAUUAUUUUGUCUUAACUUAAGUGUACAAAACAAAAAAAAAUGAAGAUAAUUAUAAUGAUACUAACAAUCUCCUGACGACGUACGAAUGUAAUGGAUUUAUCUUUUAUAUGUCUGUAUGAAGAGAAAAUUAUGUGUGUGUCUCCGUGUGCGCGCGUACUGUAAUAAGCGAUUUAUUAUCUUUCUGCUGUAGCUUCUGAAGCUGCACUUGAAACCCCCCCCCCACGCCCUUCGUGUAUCUAAAACAAUAUUACUACUUUUUUUUUUAUAAAAAAAAAAUAAACUUUUGUUGUUGCAUAUUA